AUGGGUAUUGGCGGAGUCAUCCUACGCUUUUGCGCACUCGCUAUACGCGUGUUGCAGUUCCUCGAUGCCGCCGUCAUUCUUGGCAUCUUCUCGUAUUACCUGGCCAUCCUGGCCCAACACAACCUCCACAUCGCGACAUGGAUUAAGGCCGUCGAAGGUCUAGCCGGUGCUGCUACUCUGUACGGCCUUCUCGGUACCAUUUUCGUGUGCUGUCUUGGCGGAGUCGGCUUCUUCGCUUUCCUCGGUGUUGUUCUCGAUGUUUGCUUCACGGGCGCUAUGAUCGCCAUCGCCGUCCUGACCCGCAAGGGCGUCAACAAGUGCUCCGGCACCGUCAACACGCCUCUGGGCACAGGCAAUGCCAGCGACGACUCCAAGGCCGGCCUGAGCUACGGUAUGGCCUGCAGGCUAGAAAAGGUCACCUUCGCAGUUGCCAUCAUUGGAGUCUUCCUGUUCCUCAUCUCCAUCGUGUUCCAGAUCGCGCUCGCCCGCCACCACAAGCGCGAGAAGCGGUUCGGUCCCUCCCCGACUAACGGGUACACUUGGGGAAGUCGCCGAAACUUCUGGAGCCGCAAGAAGAACAACCCCGAUGUCAAUGGCGCGGAUACCCUGCCUGGCCACCCUACUCCUGCUGAUGUCGAGAUGGAUGGUGAGGUCAAGGAUGAGAAGCGUUGGUACAGUUCGUUCGGUCGCAAGAAUAAGACCACCCCCACCACCGCCACUGGAGGUGCUAAUGGGUAUGGCUAUGGCAACUCUGCCUAUACUGGUAACUACUAA
Messenger RNA from Penicillium atrosanguineum, 774 nucleotides. RefSeq lists its product as uncharacterized. The transcript is spliced from 2 exons. The record is from RefSeq and is a predicted model, not a curated record. The coding region runs from base 1 to 774 and encodes 257 amino acids. NCBI's taxonomy places the organism in Eukaryota, Fungi, Ascomycota, Eurotiomycetes, Eurotiales, Aspergillaceae.